CUUCUGCUGCUGCUAGCUCACGUCGACUUGUAUCACCACCCACCCAUUGCCUGCGACGACGACCACGAGCGACGACGGCCAACUACUGCUGCCUGCUCACGACACCCAUUGUUCAGCUCGACACCACUGUCCUCUUCACGACUCUCUCUACCUCAACGACCCACUCCCACCCCCACCCCCGCCGCCAUGCUCAACCUCCGGGCCCGCGCCGUGCCCCUGUUCCAAAAGGUCCGCGACGAGGUGCAGGGCAAGGCCGUCGACUAUGGCCUCACGCCACCCUCGCCGUCCAACAUGGCCCCAGUGUCGCCCAUCACCUCGCGGCAGCGCGCAGCCAGCGUGCCCGAGGACCCGAGCGCCGUGCGCACGGCCACCGAUGUGCUCGUUGCGCUGAGUACAGACCGAGCGACGACCGAUGCGAGGUACACACGUACCGUCGUCACGCAGUACGUCCAGACCAAGCUGCAGCACGGGCGGUCAAAGGACGAGGUCAGCUCCAAGCUCGCGGAUAUCGAGAGGACCGUGUUACUGGCUAUGCGCGAGCGGGAUACUGGGCGGCUCGCCGAGGUCGCAAUCGUCUUCGUGUCCGUGCGAUCAGAGUACCGCCUCCGCCCGUCCGCCGUGCUGGCACGCACCAUCCGCUCCGCGCAGCGGCGGGCGCUGAUCGAGGCCGAGGCCGCCGCUGAGGCCGAGCAGGCGCAGGCGGCCGAGGUCCUCCCGCCGCCGCCGUACGUGACCACGCCGCCAGUGUACACUGCCGCGCUGCCCCUCCCCGUCGAGACCGAGCCGCCAGUAUACGUGCGCGAGGAGGUCGUGGUCGAGGAUGCUGGCGUGGUGGGGCCACCGCUCAAGGCGUGAGUCGAGUUGGGCUUGGAGACAGCGAGACAGGCUGCAGGAUGUGCUACAGACGGACUGCAAGAGCCUGCUGCUGCUGCUGUGCGAGGCAGUGCUGAGGCGCGACGACAGGCGGAGAUACCGCGCGACGGCGUAACAGCGCGGAACAGUUGUAGAAUAGUGCAGUACAAUAGUAUCCAGUGUAUUAGUCAGAAGUGUUGUGAGUCAUGCAGAGGUC
Messenger RNA from Vanrija pseudolonga, 1069 nucleotides. RefSeq lists its product as uncharacterized. Bases 187 to 855 code for a protein of 222 amino acids. NCBI's taxonomy places the organism in Eukaryota, Fungi, Basidiomycota, Tremellomycetes, Trichosporonales, Trichosporonaceae. The transcript is spliced from 3 exons. The record is from RefSeq and is a predicted model, not a curated record.